Naegleria fowleri is the source of this 684-nucleotide messenger RNA. RefSeq lists its product as uncharacterized. The record is from RefSeq and is a predicted model, not a curated record. NCBI's taxonomy places the organism in Eukaryota, Heterolobosea, Eutetramitea, Acrasida, Naegleriidae. The transcript has a single exon. The coding region runs from base 1 to 684 and encodes 227 amino acids.
AUGGGUUCAGCUGUUUCAAUGGCUCGUGUGCCUGCCAUGAGUGAGGAUGUUCAUGAUCUCAAUCCCAUCCCUCCCCAAAAGAUGAAAACAAACACCAAUUCUCGCAAUCCACAAGAUUUCUCGUCGUCGUCGUCCAUUAGACAGAUCAAAGACCAUUCAUUCCAUCCUUUCCAUGUGCAACAACCAAUAGCUCCAAAACCUUGUGGUUACUAUCAACACCACCAUCCCUCCCAUCACGAUCACGAUGAAACAGGUUCUCCCCAACUCUUUGCUCCAUCCAACAACUUUCCACAUUCGCGAUUACAUGCAACCAGUGAUACCAAGAAAUCUCCGUCCCAUUCUUCGGUGAGAAUUCACUCUCGAGUCGAUGUUUCAACCAAGACGAAACACACCUGUAACGAUCACCUAUCCCCCACUCAAGAGGUCCAUAGGUCGAAAAGUUUUUCUUCUUCUCCCAUUUGUAAAUUUCAAUUCACAAGAAAGAUCCAUUCCUUUCCUUCUUCUCCAACAACACAAAGGAACAAAUCUCCUUUGGAAACCACUCGACAAUUGGUCUCUCAAAUCGAAGAGGAUGAAGACAUGACUGUUGUGGAAGAUGACACGCCGUGGAUGCUUGCAUGUCGACUUGACUUUUUUGGUCGAGACAAUUCCGUAGACCUCUCAACAAAAUUCAAGUUAAAGUAG